AACAGCCACCGUUUGGGAUUUGAGGUCUCGCCCAAAAAUGGCUGUGGAGAAACAGUUAUGAAGAUGUGUCGAGCUACUCACCUAAUUAAUGUGGCGCGUGCUCCAAAUUAACCAAGAGUCCUCUGAUCGAGCCGGAGGACAUUUCUGGAAGGUGAGUGGAGGGCUGUGGAAGAAGAAGAGGAGGAAGAAGAGGAUUGUGGGCCAUCUUGGGACAGCGAAACUGAAGAUACUUUGGACAAUGUUUCCCAGAUUCUCCAACUCAUCAGAGAAACAGCUGCUAUAUCAGAGAGAAGCUCUCUAUGGCAGGGAAAUGAGAGACAGCUCCUCCAUCACAUGACACGCGCUCUGAAGUCUGGGUUUACAACUGGUGCCUUUGUUGAACACAAUGUGGGUGAUUCCUGGGAGAUUUCAGAGGGACCGGGGGUAAAACAGCAUGCCGAAGCUUAAAGGGAUAGUUCACCCAAAAAUGAACUAAAAAUUCUGUCAUUAUUUACUCACCAGAUUGUUCAUGCUGCUCAUUUACAAUAAGUCAUACGGGAUUGGAAUGACAUGAGUAAAAGGAUCUUCAGUGGCAGACAUGAAAACCCAAGAGCAUCGUUCCAGCCCUCUGAAAUCACACACACAGAGUGAUGCACGGCCCCACUCCCAAAUGAAAGGUCUCCAGUUUCGCAGCAUUGCCCCCAAAGCCCCAGCAGUGGUUCCAUCCUCUGCAGUUCUAUCCUGCCAGCCUCCCACAGCCCUGCCAGAAGCCUCCACGGCUGUCAGCCCCAAAUCCAUCCUUGUCCCUGCCCAGAACUAUGCACUCAUGCAGGUGGCUGGACAAGAGGGGACCUUCUCAUUGGUGGCCUUACCUCAGACACAACAGCAACAGCCAAUCCAGAAGAACCUUAAGCUGCCUAUACCCAGAUACCAACCGGUGCGAAGCAAGAGCACUCCAGAAAAAAGCAGUAGCAAGAUGCCGAGUCCAGCCAAGGUUUCUGCAACCAUACAAGCUCAAUCACCUGCUGUGAAAUCAGACCAGAGUUCAGACCCAGUAACAGAGCAUCUUGUUUUAAUUGAUGCUCCUGCUUCGUCUGAAAUCAACGUUGGGCCCUUGCUCCCAGGAUCACAGACAGAUCAAAAAGUGGAACAAAAAAGCGAUGCCGGCCCACUCAAAAAACAGCACUAUCCUUCUGCAGCCUCCCUUGUUGCCCCUGUCAAGAACAUCUCACCGGUUAAAACCCAAAUAGAGAGUCAAGCCUCGGCUGGCAGUGCCAUCACAGUCCUCUCACCCACUAUCUUUAGCAAAGCUGUUCAGAUCAUUCCAUCUCCACCCAAGGGCAAGCUGCCCAUCCUGCCCUAUGCCAAGGUGAAGAACUCCCUCCUAGCACCAACCAGCCUCGCCAGCACCCCGUUCUCAGAGAAGCAGACUGGAGCCAAAAGCAGCCUGAAAAGCUCUCCAGACAACAAAAUCAAGUCCGCAGACAGCAAAGUUCAAAGUGAAAGCCUAAGCCAAGACCACAACAACUCCCAAAUCAAGAAACCUCCAGGCAAGAAACGGGGGAGGAAGAGAAAAACAAUGGAGGAUAUUCUAGCUUUCGAAGCCCGAAAGAAGAGAUCCUUGUCGUUUUUUAGAAGGAGGGUACCUGAGAAACCUCUAGCUGGUGUGUCAAAUUCUGCCUCUCAAGAGAAGUUGCUUGACAUAUCCAAAAAGUAUAGGAGUAUUCGUCCCAAGCCAGUACUGGUAAUGGAAACCACUAUUCCACAACUUGUUCCGCUCCCUUCCUUGUCAACAUCGGAGAACCUUGAUCAGGAGCUCAUAUUAGGACAGCAGAUAUCAGGAAAACAGUUGAGUGCUUCACAGUCUUCGCAAGCUACUGAUCAGCAGCCUGUGGUAGAAUAUAAAAGUGGUGGAGGAGUGAUUUACACAGGAAGUCGUCCGCUGCAUCGUUGUCCUACCUGCAACAGGUGUUUCCAGUUCAAACAUCACUUGCAGAGCCACAUGAACAGCCACAGUAACCUGCGGCCUUACGUCUGCCCGGUAUGCAGGAAGGCCUACGCUCACUCAGGCAGUCUUAGCACUCAUAUGAAGCUGCACCAUGCGGAAAGCAGGCCCCGGAAGAGCCUUUGCUGUGAAUUCUGUGAGAAAUCAUUUGGCUAUGUGGGUGUAUACUUCAGCCACUUGAGAGAGGUGCACCGGGUAAUACUUACCGUUGAACCGUCCAUCAGUCAACACGAAGAAAACAUGUCUGUAGGAGAGUCUUCGGAAGCUGAUGAACAGGCCUCAGAACAACGUGUUGACCCAGUCGAGCUACAAAUUAAGUGUGGCCGCUGCCAGGCCAUCACCCCUACCUUUGCUGACAUGAAGCUGCAUUUGUUGUACGUGCAUGGAGAGGAGGUCCAGGUGCGAUUGAGGGAUGGGGCCAUGCGCGGGGUCCGUGAAGCAGAGGAUGAACUGGUCAAACAUGCAGCACAUUACUGGAGGCAGCUCAAUGAGAAACGCAACCUAGUGCACUGUGGCACCUGCGACGAGGAGUUCUUCUCCUUUUCCAAGUUCAAACGCCACCUCCAUUCUCACCAUCAAGAAGCUAGAGAGAGUCAAGAAGAGGAGGAUGAAGAGGAGAUGAUAGGUAAGGAGGGCCAUGUAUUAAGGGGCCUCAGUAAAGGUAUAUCCCUGAGGGUGGGGUCUCACUUUAACUGCAUCCUUUGCAGUAAGGUGUUUAAUAAGAAACAGGACGUUAUUGAGCAUUGGAGGGCAAAGCACAACUGUGAAAAUCCCACCCUUCUAUGGGAUGUCCUGGACUUCAAAGGGGAGAGCAAGCUUACUGAUGGGCCAAAUUAACUGCAAAUGGGUAAUUUAUUAUUUGCUCCAUGUGUCGACUGUGUGGUUUAUGCAGGAUGCAGUGACGUUAACACAAAAAAAAAAAAAAUCCGCUAAUAGACUUUUUAUGUUGUUGUUUUGUUUUGCACUGUUUUUUAACAUCACAAAUGUUGUUUUGUAAUGCUUGAAUUUUGUAAUGUUUUAUGUUUGGUCUUUUUCUUUAACGUGCAUAAAAGCAGAAGAAAAUAAUCUAUAAAAAAAUUCACAAACUAUAAAUUCAGUCUUAAACAUAACCGUGGCUCAGGUGCAGAUGUAACAUUACUGCCAGCAAAUAGAAAAACCUAAGGAUGAUAAUUAUAAUUUUUAAGGUUUGUGGACACAGUGUGUUAGUAACUGCUUCAGUUGAGUGAAUCAGGUGAAACAGACUAACAAAGGCUCAUCAAAAACACAUUGCCACUCAAACAAAUUGAAAAUUUGCUAUAGUCUGAAUACAAAUGGGGAAUGAUUAGCAUGCUUGAAAUAACAUGUCAAAGAACAUUCAAAGUAUAAAAAAUUAUUAUUGGUGUUAUUCAGAAAAAUAUUAUUAAUAAUAAAGUUUCAGUCCUCAUUCCACAGCUAAAAUAAAUACUGCCAGAAAACCUCUGCUGACUUUUCAGUCUAAGACAAGCAGGUCCACUAGUAUGGAUUUAAAAUAUCAUUUAGAAAAUAAUAAACUCAGUUUGGCCAAUCUUUAACUGUUAAAUUUAGUAUGAAUGUGUGUAUGUUUGUUUCAUUAAAUAUUCUGUGUAGUAUUUUUUGAAUGGAAAUGUUAUGUAUUUAAAAUAUGUUUUUUGUGUCAUGGUGAAAUGUGGUGGUUUAUUUAUAUUAUCAGUCUAUUCAAACAUAUUUCGGUUCAUAAAAAAAAUGUCAGGGUAAAGGAAUGUUAAAAAAAAAAAACUCCUAAUUGUUAUAUAUGUAUACUUGAAUAUAUAGAUUACAAAUAUAUCUAAAAAAUACUAUAUACAGCUGUAUAUUGAGAAUAUAUAUAUUUACACAAAGACUUCCCCUGCUGUUUUGUUCUAAAAAAAUUAACAAUGAAAUAUAUUUACCUGUUACAGUGUCUUAAAUGUUAAACCUGCAGCUUUAGCUACAUUACCAGUCAAAGGUUUGAGCACACUUGACAGAAUUUUUGGCUGAUGAUUAAGCUAUGCUUAAAUGUUAAAACACAUUUUUAGCCCUUACGUAAAUGACACCUAUCUGUAAUUUUUUUUUACUAAACUUUUCAUUAAAAUGCAAAAAAAAAAAAAAAAAAAAACGGACGAUGGGACCGAAUAGAAAAGAAGGCAGCCAACAAAUGCCCAGCACACAUGGCAUCUCCUUCAGUACUAUUAAAAAAAAAAAAAAAAUAUCCCAGGUGGAUUCUUCAUUACUUUGUUGAGAGAUUGCCCAGAGUAUGCGAAGCUGGAAUCUAGGCUGCUUAAAGGCUGAAAUACACUACAUGAUUUUUCCCCAUUUUGCAGUCUGGAAGAGUCUAUUCUAGUUUCCAAAAGUUACAGCCAGUUUGCCGAUUUUGGGUGGUCGGAGUUGACAGAUUUGAGAAAAUCACAGUGUAUUAUGUGUGCAUUUUUUUUAGCUUCAGACAAUGAUUCAUUCCAGUUGGAGGAUAUCAGACAUAUUCGAUAUUUUUAGCCGAUUUUAAAAUGGUUUGUUGUGUUUGGAACAACUUCCAAGUCUGGUAGUUUAAGUGUUUUAGUCGACCAGUGUAUGAAUCUGUUCAGUCCUGUAGCAUAUUCCAGACUUAAAAUAAAAUAUAUUUUAUUUAUUUUUUCAUAGCUGACUUUACUAUUCUGAAAAUAAAGACAUUUAUAGAAUAAGUGUGUUCAAACCUUUAACUGGUGUUCGUUCUGUAAACAGUCAUCUACUUUAACUGGUGCUGUGUAAAGCGAACUGAUAACGUUCACUAACGUUACAUUCUUGACACAAAACGAACAGAAAAUCCCAGAGCACCAUUUCAUUUGUCUUUCAAAGUUGAAUUCAUAUUUUAGAUAACCUAAAGUCAGUAAUGUUGAUCUUACCAGUCAAUAAACAGAUAAAUGCUGCUUGUCUUGUUGAAAUUACCCUGCAAGUGUAGAACUUGUCUUUGGUGGAUUGCUUCUGACUUAAGCCAGAUUUACCUUAAAAAGAGAAUGAAAUUUUGCUUCAAGUGUGGUCUUAUUAUAUUUAAAGUGAUUGAUUGUUUAGUGAUGGACGUUUAAAAAAAAUUGGAAUCGGUUUCACUUAACAAGCCAGUAAUGACACAAGUGUCUGGUAGCAUUUCCAGUUCUGAAGAUUUCCCCGCCACUGUGAUAGAUAAACAUGUCUGUUUGUGGCUUUAGAUAAAGUAAGCCCUAAAUAGCAUUUGUACAAGAGAGAGCAUUGUCCCUGCAUUAUUGAUUAUUGGUGCCUAAAUAAAAAAAGAAAUAACUGAC
Cyprinus carpio (common carp) is the source of this 5247-nucleotide messenger RNA. It is a transcript of the gene znf438, whose product is annotated as zinc finger protein 438. NCBI's taxonomy places the organism in Eukaryota, Metazoa, Chordata, Actinopteri, Cypriniformes, Cyprinidae. Gene Ontology annotation, biological process: regulation of transcription by RNA polymerase II. Gene Ontology annotation, cellular component: nucleus. The record is from RefSeq and is a predicted model, not a curated record. Gene Ontology annotation, molecular function: DNA-binding transcription factor activity, RNA polymerase II-specific; sequence-specific DNA binding.